CAUACUAGCAUCAACAUGAAAGUCUUGAUUCUUAGCAUCUUCUUGGCUUGCGCCUCCGCCCAGUACUACCCUGGUUUCUACGGCUAUCCCGCCACCAGCCAGUUCCACGCUCAAGAUGUGCUGGGACAGGCCUCUUAUGGCUAUGCUUACCCCGGACAGGCUGCUUCCAACUACCGUGACAUUUUCGGCAACCAAGUCGGUUCAUACGCUUACAUGGGACCCAAAGGAGAAGUUCGUGUCAACUACGUCGCCGAUGCCGUUAACGGUUUCCGCGUUGUGUCCAACAACUUGCCUGUUGCUCCCGAAGAUACCCCCGAAGUAGCUGCUGCCAAGAUUGAACACGCUAAACUCGUCAAAGAGGCCGCAACCAAGAAAGCUGCCGAACCCGCUGCUAGCCGCACUAAGCGCCAGGUUCCUUUCUACCCUUCUGCUCUGCCUUAUGCUCUUCCCUACACCGCCCCUUACUACAACUACGUUGCUCCCGCUCCCUUGGUUGCCAAGACUACCUUGAAGACCGUCACUGCCGAGGCUGAUCCUUCCGCCAAGACCCCAGCUGAUACCACCAAAUUCGACCUCAAGGAAAAGAGCUUCGACGUUGUCACUCCUGUGGCCUACCCCUACGCCCCUUAUGGUUACACUUAUCCUUUCGCUGCCCCCACUGCUGUUGAGAGCUCCCGCAAGAAGCGCCAGAUUAUUAUUAUACAGAAAGGAAAAGACCAGGCACCUGAACAGCACAUUGAUUAAAUCGCCCGAUUUUUUCAUGACAAUAUGGGACGGAUUAAUUGCUGAUAGGGGGAGAGAGGGGCUAGUUGUCAGAUGCAUUUUUCCUGAAUUUUUUUGAAUUUUUUUAGUACACUACUGGUAAAAUGAAUGAAUGAAUCAGAUUCAGAUUUCAAUUCUCUAUGAAUUGAUCGUAUUUGUUUACAAUUUUCAUUUACAGGAAAUUGUGAAAAAUUGAAAAAAAAAGUCUGUCAACUUGCCCCAACAACGGGGUAAGUCGUAGGUCAACAUGCCCUUCAAAAUUUCUGACAACUAACCCCACAGGGUGCUUUUCGAACAAAUAAAUUUAUAACUAAAUAA
Messenger RNA from Daphnia pulicaria, 1080 nucleotides. RefSeq names its product cuticle protein 18.6-like. NCBI's taxonomy places the organism in Eukaryota, Metazoa, Arthropoda, Branchiopoda, Diplostraca, Daphniidae. Gene Ontology annotation, molecular function: structural constituent of chitin-based larval cuticle. The transcript is spliced from 2 exons. Bases 16 to 744 code for a protein of 242 amino acids. The record is from RefSeq and is a predicted model, not a curated record. Gene Ontology annotation, cellular component: chitin-based extracellular matrix.